Molecule: messenger RNA, 3098 nt
Organism: Priapulus caudatus
Lineage: Eukaryota; Metazoa; Priapulida; Priapulimorpha; Priapulimorphida; Priapulidae
Exons: 19
Source: RefSeq, a predicted model, not a curated record
AUGAGCAACUACAUCGUGAAUGUGUUUCACCUCAGAGACAUAGUGCGGAAUUCGGUGAACGCUAGCGAGCACGAUGCUGUGAUAUUCACUGGCAGUGGAAGCACUGGUGCUGUGCACAAGCUCAUCAAUGCUCUCAACUUCCAGACACCGCCAGUCGUCUUCUUAGGACCUUACGAGCAUCAUUCUAACAUUUUGCCAUGGAGAGAGUUGGGUGCUAAGGUCAUCAGAAUACAGGAAAACAGGAUUGGACUUGUCGAUAUAGCUGAUUUAGCACUGAAAUUAAAGACGCACGCUUCGGCGAGUGGAGAGCUGGUUGGCUGCUUCUCCGCAGCGUCGAACGUGACGGGUAUCAUGGCCGACGUCGACGCAAUCACGGUGUGCCUGCAUAAGCACGGAGCGCUGGCCGUGUGGGACUACGCGACCUCCGCCCCCUACACGGAGGUCGACAUGAAUCCUGUCACGGCGAGUGAAGACCAGCCGCAUGUGUACAAAGAUGCCAUCCUAAUAUCCACACACAAGUUUGUUGGUGGUGUUGGCACACCAGGUAUCCUUGUCGCAAAGAAAAAGUUGUUUCGGAACCCCGUUCCUCUAGGUGGCGGUGGUGGAGGAUCCGUUUUUUUUGUCAGUCGGAAGUCGCACAGAUUUCUACAGGAAGCUGAAGCGAGAGAGGAGGCGGGAACUCCCGCCAUCGUUGAGUCUAUAAGAGCCGGACUCGUCAUGCAGCUGAAAGCAAAUGUGACCACCAGCGCCAUCAUGCAACGAGAACAUGAACUAGUCAGGGCGACGCUUGACCGCUGGACAACCACCCCAAACCUGAUUCUGUUUGGAGAUGUCUCGGUUCCCAGGCUGCCGAUAUUCUCGUUUGCCAUCAAGCACCCGGACUCUGGCCUACUGCUGCACCACAACUAUGUCUGCGCACUGCUCAACGACCUGUUUGGCAUCCAGGCGAGAGGAGGAUGCGCGUGCGCUGGACCUUAUGCACAAGUACUAACAGCUAGGGAGCAGUGUGUGUGUGCAAAUGUCAACAACCUAAUUAAAUGACAUGAUAGUUUUGACAGCUGCCAUGCAAAAAUAUGCAAGCUACCUUUUGUUGUCAGGCCCGGCUUUGCGAGGAUAAACAUUCCAUACUUCAUGGAUGACGAACCGGUGGAUUUCGUUAUAGAGGCCGUGUGCUUGGUGGCUGAGCACGGAUGGAAACUGCUACCUCAGUACAUAUUCAAUGCUGAAACUGGAGAGUGGAGACACAGUACAAACCUGGUUUUCAAGGAAAGGAAGUGGUUAGGCUCAAUAUCUUAUAGUGAGGGAAGGAUGAGUUAUCCCAGCCCCAGCGUAAAGAGUGUGGGUCCUCUUCCGAGUGACUCACAAGAAUGCUUGAACAUGGCAAGGAACAUAUUUGAGGAUGCACAAAAAGUAUCGCAGAAGAUGAUGUUAGCCGACCAGACUCUGCUGUUCGGCGAUGACUCGGCAUCUUACCGCUGCUUCCUCCUCCCGAGUGAAGCCCAGAGGUUUCUUCAGUCACCGCGUGUCGCCGGCUACCCUCUCCCACUCCCAUACACGCCGCGCGACCAUGGGAAGGAGAUUCCCGUGCGACAACUGCCCGGGAUCACUCCCAGGGCUGAUGUUCCGGGCGGCUCCGACCGGGCAAACGCCGGCAGCAACGUGAGGGAGCCUCGAGGAGAAGAUGCGGACGUAGCGUCGGACGUGAGCUGCUGCUGCUCCACGGGCACGGCUAGCGAUCGCGCUGGGAGGGGUCAUACGAACUGGAGCGCAGGGUCGCACGUGUUCAUCCCAGAGAUGGUGGCCGAUCAACGCGCGGGGUCCGCACCGUGUGCCAAGACAGAGAACGGCGAGGGAGAGCUGAGUGGUAGUGAACUACAGCCGCAUGGAGUCGGCGCUCUCUCGUGCAAGAGACCUCCACAGGAGUGUACUGAUCGAGAAUCUGCAGCCACUGACAGUCGGACCGGCGGCGUGGUCGGUCAACCGAACUGGUGCAAAGUGCCAAAGUACAUUUUCACACCAACAGCAAAGGCUAUAUUCGAGUAUGGGAUGCUGAAGGAUGGAGAUAGAGUGUUGGUGUGCCUUUCUGGCGGUAAAGACUCUCUCAGUCUCCUGCAUGUACUGCGGCAAUACAGAUUUUUUGCCAGGACAAAGGGCAUAUCAUUUGAGUUUGGAGCAGUUACAGUAGACCCACAGACUCCGUCCUAUGACCCUAGACCACUUAUACCUUACCUGGCCGGUUUAGGAGUGCCCUACUUCUAUGAGGAACAAGACAUUAUGGACACCGCUAGAGCACUGCCAGAGUGUGCGUCCAUCUGCAGUUUCUGCAGCCGCAUGAAACGGGGGCGCAUCUAUGCGUGUGCAAGGAGGCAUGGCUACAAUGUGCUUGCCCUUGGACAGCAUUUGGAUGAUCUUGCAGAAAGUUUUGUGAUGUCGAUAUUCCACAAUGGGCUUAUGAGGACAAUGAAAGCAAACUACACUGUUAGGAAAGGCGACUUGCGAGUUAUUAGACCACUUGUGUAUGUAAGAGAGAAAAACACAAGACGGUUUGCUGAAGAGAAAAAGUUGCCUGUAAUUCGCGAGAACUGCCCAGCAUGCUUCGAAGCACCAAAGGAGCGCCACCGACUGAAGCAGCUGCUUGCAUCACAGGAGGUUCUGUUCCCAAAUCUCUACAACCACAUAAGAACAGCAAUGAAGCCCUUGAUGGCAAUACAAACUGCUCACUCCACUUUUGCUGUCAUACCUGGAGAUGACGACAGUUAUGAUUCGCCUUGACGAUAAAUGCAGUGAACGUGGCGAUUAUCUCCAAAGUUUUUACAGAGGUUACCAAGCCUAGUCCAGCUGGUAAUUUCUUGGACAAUGUGCAUAUUUUGACACAGGGUGCCUGCUCACAAAUGACAUUGUGUGCCUAGUUAUAGUAUUGUUAAUUACUCUUGGAUUACGAGAUCGAGAUGAUUGAUUGUGCCAACAUGCCUCUUAUAGAGCGAGAGGGCUGUUUAUAUAACAAUCACAGAUGAUCUGUGGCAGGUUUGUGGGUAAUGAUCUUGUUUAUGUAUUAUGAUGGAAAUGUGAGAAAAUAUAUAAUAUAUAUAUAUAAUAAA